GCGCAGGGGGCAUCUCCAUGCUCCUGGUCAAGCGCGACGACACGGUGCAGACGAAGAUCAUCAAGUCGAAGUACUCCAGCGCCGCAGGCACUGCCUUCGUCACCUACGAGGGCACCGUGGUGCCCAAACGGAACGUCUUCGUCAAGGAGAACAAGGGGUUCCAGAUCAUCAUGUCGAACUUUAACCACGAGCGCUGGAUGAUCUGCGUCGGGUGCGUGGCGCGCGCCCGCAUCUGCACCGAGGAGGUCUUCAAAUGGUCCAUGCAGCGGAAGGUGUUCGGCAAGGCACUGUCUGAGCAGCCCGUUAUCCGCGAGAAGCUGGCGCAGAACUUCUCCGGCAUCGAGAUGUGCACCGCGAUGCUGUACGAGGUGACGCACCAGAUGAACCUGCUGGGCCCGCAGUCCGCCGAGAUCGGCGGGCGCAUCGCGCUCCUGAAG
Messenger RNA from Prorocentrum cordatum, 437 nucleotides. The record is from the annotation of a GenBank genome assembly. NCBI's taxonomy places the organism in Eukaryota, Dinophyceae, Prorocentrales, Prorocentraceae.